This is a messenger RNA of Carassius gibelio (silver crucian carp), 1219 nucleotides long. RefSeq lists its product as uncharacterized. Lineage: Eukaryota; Metazoa; Chordata; Actinopteri; Cypriniformes; Cyprinidae. The transcript is spliced from 5 exons. The record is from RefSeq and is a predicted model, not a curated record. Bases 35 to 661 code for a protein of 208 amino acids.
GAGAGUGAGAAGUUCAUUUCUACCUGCUGCUGUCAUGAAGAUUAUUCAAAACAGGAUCCUGCAUCUGAAUUUGAGUGUAAUCCUUACUUUACUGACCAAUGCAGAUUAUUCAAUAUCCAAUCAAGAGCCAAUGAUUAAGCAGCACAUCAACAAAACAGUGUUUACGGGGGAUACAGUUACACUUCACUGCAACAAAACCACAUAUGAUGAUGAUUUCACAUGGAAAAUGAACAGCUUCGUGAUUUUUAGGCAGGACCGUGAAAGUAACAGAACAAUGAGAAACUUCAGCUCAAACAGGAUUCACAUCGACCCAGCAGCUCCAAGAGAGUUAACAAUACAACAAAUACAAGCGUCUGAUGCAGGAAACUACAGCUGUUACCCAGCAGCAAUAAGAUGGACAUUAACAAUAACAGAAAACCAGAUCAGACAACAAUCACUCAAACAAAUGCCGCUGUACAUCAUCCUCAUUUCAUGUUCUGGAGUCCUUAUGAUCUGUCUAAUUAUGACAAUCAGCAUCUGCAUUCACAGGAAAUGUAAAAACAGCAUACAGAAUAGCAGAGAAAUGGGACAGGACUUUUCACAGGGACCGGUGGGAGGAAGGAUACAGACUCAAAACAGUCAGUACUUUGAAAGAUAUAACUCUGUGUAUGGACAAUUAUGAAAUUAUUAUUUUUGUUCAUUUGUUUUUUUCAACAAGAACAAGAAAAUGUUUAGUAACUUUUGAAUGUGAUUAAUAUUAAAAUGUGAACGAAAAAGCUCUCUAAUGUACUAAUUUGUAUUUUAUGUUUGUUUAUGUCCACUGCAGAACAUAAAAGAGAAACAUCAUCAGUGUUUUUUUCAACGUUUAGCAACAUAUUAGUAGUACUUUAGUAUAGGAAUCAAUUCUUACUAUUAACUAGUUGCUUAUCAGCAUGUAUAUUACUACCGUAUUGCUGUUUAUAGUACUUACAUGUUCUGUCUGAUCAGGGUUAAGACAUUAAUGUGUUUUUUUGCAGUGAGAGUGAGAUUUUUUAAAAUUGUUUUCUAUUGGCAGUGAGUUUUUGGCAUGCUGUUUAUGUCCCCCGGGCACCUCGUGUGUCAGCCACCUGCUGUGCCUUGCGUAUUUAUAGGAGUGCUUUGAACGCCUGAAGUUUAAAAAUACAAAUAAAAAAAAUCAACUCUGGGUGGAAAAGCAUGCAAUGUCAUUUGCAUUUUUUUUUCAUUGACCAAUCAAAUGAAU